ACGUCUGAUGCGCGAAUCCCUCUCCGUUCACGCGAGCGCGCGCCCUCCCCAACUCGCGCGACUACAGAGUCGCUCCAGCCUAUGAUUCAAAGUAGUGUAGACUUCUUGCCCGGCUCCAGCUGUCUCUGGUCUCUCCAGGAAUGAGAAGCGAUGGCCGGCUCUGCCAACGAGGAGAAAACCUUCAAGAGGUUCUUGGAGCUCUUCUUGCGGGAGAUGAGGCCACCUCUCCAGGAGGACGUACCUCUACCUAUGCGCCCCUUGACGGACCUGAUCUCGGAGGACGAGGUGGAGGGGGAAUGUCUCGACCUGUGUCUCCAGCACCUGUGUAAAUAUAAUUGCCCUUUUUCCUUGGCUUCAGCCCUGGCCCGUGGUACAGCAGACAGUAUCCUGCAAAGCGAUCUCUCUUUGUACUAUCUCAACAAGAGUGUGGAGGAUGGCACAGACACACUGCCUCAGAUUGAUUCGGUGAAGCUGGCCCGGCUGGUCUUUAAUAAGCUAUGCGAGACGUGCGGUCAUUGGCUAAAGGAGUUCCCGUAUCGACGCCGCCAAUUGCCGUACUACGAGACCUCCAUCCACGCUAUUAAAAACAUGCGCCGAAAGAUGGAAGACAAACACGUCGUCAUUCCUGACUUCAACACACUUUUCAAUCUACAGGAUCAGGAAGAGCAGGCUUUUUUCGCUGUGUUUGAUGGUCACGGCGGGCUGGAUGCUGCCAUCUACGCCGCCAAUCACCUGCACGUAAACCUGGUCAGACAAGAAAUGUUCAGUCAAGACCCUAAAGAGGCUCUGUGUCACUCCUUCAAACUGACAGAUGAGCGGUUCAUACAGAAGGCAUCACGUGAAAACAUGCGCUGUGGCACCACAGGGGUCGUGACCUUUCUGAGGGGUCGCACGCUGCAUGUGGCCUGGCUGGGUGACUCACAGGUCAUGAUGGUGAAGAGAGGUCAGCCGGUGGAGCUGAUGAAACCACACAAACCGGACAGAGAGGAUGAGAAAAAGAGGAUUGAGGCUCUGGGUGGGUGUGUAAUCUGGUUCGGCACAUGGAGGGUGAAUGGCAGCCUGUCCGUGUCAAGAGCCAUCGGUGAUUCAGAACACAAACCCUAUAUCUGUGGAGACGCUGACUGCAGCACCUUCAACCUGGACGGGAGCGAGGACUACUUGAUCCUGGCCUGCGACGGCUUCUACGACACAGUGAAUCCAGAAGAAGCUGUGCGAGUGGUCAGCGACCACUUGCAGGAGAACAACGGGGACACCGCCAUGGUGGCCCACAAGCUAGUGGCCUCGGCCCGAGACGCGGGGUCCAGCGACAAUAUCACGGUCAUCGUGGUGUUCCUCAGGGACCCCCGUUUGCCCCCACCCUCAGAUGAACCGGAGGAGGAGCGGGAAGAGGAGUUGGUGGAGGACGCAGGAGAGGAGGAAGAAGAAGUGGAGUCCUUGCAGAGUGAGCUGGUGUGUCAAGAUGGAGGGGCGGAGAAUGGAGGAAAGAACCGGGGCGGCUGGCCACUCCAGCAGUGCUCGGCGCCGGCCGACCUGGCCUAUGAAGACCGCAUGGAUUCGUUUACGGACAGAACAAGUCUGAGCAUCAUGGGGCCGGACCUGCGUGCAGAGACUGGCUGCUUCAGGCUUCCAGCUUCAUCCAUCCUCCCCCCGACGAGAACCAUCAUGCCAGACCUCAUACCCCCCUACGGGGGGGGUGGCGCGGCCUGGCGCCCCUACCAAGAGGACGGCCCCUUUGGGUACAGGCAAAAGCCCCAGCCUAAACCCAGAGUGCCCUCCUACACGCAGACCACCUCAGAUGGACAAUUGUUGGAGGUGGCUGCGCUCUUCCCUCAGGAGGGCCGGAGGAAGAGGCGGCUGGAGGUCAUGCCGCUGAGGAGGGAAUCGCAGCGCCUGAUUCGUAGGGCUAGAGAAAGUCAUGGUCCUCUGAGCUUCUUCCCUAGUGUGCCCUAUCCUCUCCGCUCUCCAGAGAGGAAGCCUGGGAUAGCCUUUCCCCAUGUAACCCACAGCAAAAGGGUCUAAUCGACAACUUCCUUGCCCCAUCAUGCCGCCCUCCGUCUCUCAAGCUAAAGCACGCUCAUUUCACACAACACAUGACGUGGGCAUACACACACAUACAUGCAUACUCUGUUCCAAAACCUAGUGAGCAGCCUUCAUAGGCAGCAUUUUGUGGGACCUUUUGGUCACCUUGUAUUGGACAGAUUUUAAGGCAGCAUCACAUGUUUCCUUUGUGUUGAACACAAACCCAGAUUGAAGAGAGUGAAAAUCUUGAUAAAAACAGUUUACUAUCAUUUUAACAGUUUACUGUCAGAACUGUGAGAUGUAAACUCGGAAUUCUGAGAUUAAAAAUUCAAAAGUGCAAGAUGUAAACUUCUGAGGCCCUGUUCACACUAGCGCGUUUUCAUUUUAAAACGAUUCUCAUCUACACUGGCGUUUUCACUGCGUUUCAGAAACGAUCUCUGUCCACAGUACACAACCGAAAAUGCAUGUCACAUGACCAUUCAUGCAGGUCCAACAAUGAGCAUGAUGUUAUUUUUUUACACGGUCGCCAAGGAUACGCAGCGUGAAUGUGGGCAGCCACGUUAUUGUUUUCAAAAGUCUCCCCAUUUUGGUCCGUUUACACUAAAACACAAAUGAAAACAGGGUCUUCAGCAUUUCCGAAAGUCUCCCAUUUUCAGAGUAGCGUAAACGACAGGUGUAACCAUAGCAAAAGUUAUGCGUUUUAAAUCACACUAGUGUAAGAGAAAACACUGCGAGAUGUAAACUCAAAAUUCAGAACAAAAAAAGAAAUGUAAAAUGUAAAAAAACCAUCAGAAUUACAAAUUCAGAAUUCUGAGAAAAAAGUCACAAUUAAAAUAUGCAUUUUAUAUUUUUUGUUCCAUGGUGAAAAUAAGCUCAACAUGCUGACAGCAAAUCCUAAUAAAAUUCCUUAAUUGUUAUUUAUGUUGCUGCCUAUGUAGAGGGUUCAAAUGAAUCUAUUGUGAGGUUCCACAGACAGCUGUCUAUGUAGGGAGCAGGCAACGAGGCAACUCACUGAGCUCUGGAACAGAAACACAAACAUAUGAGAUCCUACAUUGCUUUAACGCUUCCACUCUCAUCUUAUAUGAGCCAGCCUAUCAGAAUCCUUCACCACUCUCAGCCAGCUUCCUCCGCAUCCUCAUAACCCUCUCUCUGGUCCAGAAUUAUUUGUGUGCGUGUGUGUGUUUGGUAGGGGAAAAAAGAGCGUAAACACUAUCUUCUGUUCAUACACACACACACACACACACACACACAGAAGUGGAGUUUCAGUCAAACCCAGUUUAGAAUCACGCGGUCAACAGGAGUACAGGUCUUAUGUCUUAUAUCUGGUGUUUGAUGCGAGAGACAUUAUACAGCUUUUGGUUAUUGAAGCUAUUUUAAUGUUCAAACACUACUCUUCAGAGGAACUGACGUCAUUGUCCUCUAAAAUUAAUUUUUUUCCUUUUUAUCUGAAGCAUAUACUUAUUGUAUGAACUGGUUACUCGAGGAUGCAAUGAUGUCUAUAAAUUACAGUUUAGGAUUUGUCUAUAAAUUGCAGCUCAGGCAUAAUUAUGACCUGGCUGUGAUGAGUCAUUGAGAAAUGAGUGGCAUCAUAUUCGUGUAUGUCUUUAUGAUUUUAGCACACAUGCUUUAUGUGCUGUUUAUGACCCCAUGUUUUACCUUGUUCAUUUUGUUAGACGUGUUCGUUUAUCUAAAAACCAUGGAUGGUGCUUUUCACAAAUGGGAUACAAUUUACUUUCCUUUUAUUUUACUUUAAUAAUAUUGUCUUUAAUUGUAAUUAUUAUUUUGUUUAUUGCUAGGGAAAAGAAAAAAUUACAAAACUUGAUAAGUGGGUUGCAAACCUCAUAAAAUCAAUGUAAAAUAAACCAACUCAUAUAAUAUUUAGUUUGACCUUGUUAGGUUAACGGUCAUAAUUUUCUGAAGUAUAAGUGCCACUUUUACUGACCAUUUGAUGAAAGAACAAAAAAAAUGAUUUGAUUUUUAAGAGGCUCUAUUUUGUAUUCUAUUUGUGGAAAGUGCUGGGCUGGUUUUGGGCAGCUGCCACGUCGAAGCAUUUGCACAUUCACCACGUUUCCAGCCACCCUUUGGUGAUGCUAACUACAAAUAACAUAACCCACUGACAGCCAACACCUGUUGCUUUUCCAAUCAUUGCCUUGGAGAGAAACAUAUCAGAUCAAAUUUAGAUGCAUUAUAUAUUCUAUACACUUUCAGUUUCAAAACCAAAGAAGAAAAUGACGCUACCUAAACAGUGCUUCAUCUACAAGAGCUUGUUGUUAAUCCCUGUAGAGAAAGAUUAGUCCAAGAUAUUCACUUCCCGUUCAAAGUAAAUAUGUUUGGCCAAAUAUCUCUUAUCAGUUAUCUUUAUGUUGACAAGCUGGAUUAAGAUUUGUAUGGGAUGUGUAAAUGUAGCCAGAGGGGUUUGCUUGACAGGAGAUGCUCGUAGUUUGAAGUGCCCUUCAGGUGUUGAGGACAUGGAUAGUUGAGUUUCAGCAGCACAAUGUGUGCCUUCAUUUUCUUCAGCAUGGGCCUGUUUUUUUUUACAGGCUGGGAAGUGGAUCUGAUCGCUCUACCACUUUCUUUUUUCUAUACACUACCAGAUCUUUAUUUAGAAAUGGAUACAACACUUAAGAUUAAGAGAGAAUUUGUUGCAAUUUUUAAAUGGUACAUAUACUGUACUUUAGCAUUUUAAUUUAAGAAGAGUACAGUGAGGGAGGGACUUGUUACUAACAUUCAAGUAUUAUCUCUCUCAGUCACUUAUAUAAGGGCAUCAUGUAUAGAAGUCAAUUACUUUGGAAGUUCUGUGCCUGAAAGGGACAACAAGCUUAAAAUAAUAUUUUGGGUUAGGGGAUCGUUCACCCAAAAAUGACAAUUCUGUUAUCUUUUACUCACCCUUAAAUGGAUAUUUUGAAGAAUGUUGGUAACAAGUUACCAUUGACUUCCAUCGUAUGGACAAAACAAACAAACAAGACACUUUAAAAAUGUGUUUCUUUUAUUAUCCAAAGAAAAAAGAAAGUCAUAGUUUUGGAAUGAAAUGAGGGUGUGUAAAAAGGGUAUGAGAAUGUCCAUUUUCAUUUGUGUGAUCUAUCCAUUUAAUUAAGCUUUAGCGAUUACCACCGAAAAUAAUUUUGCCUCAUUUUAAAAAACGAAUCAAAUACAUAUGCCCGCAAGUGUGCAGAACUAUGAAGCAACUGUCACAACGUUUCAAAAGUAUACAUUUCUUAGCCGGAGACCAGUGUCUGUGCCAUUUAUAUUCAAUCUUGAAGCUAAUUCAAAGGACUUUACAGCUCAAAUAUCAAACAUUUGGACUGAAGAAUUGCUUCAAUAACAAAAUUUCAGUCUCCAGCCAUUCCGCCUGUAAACACAGUCAUAUUUAGAAAUUAUUGAAAACUAUUUGCUGUUGUAACCAUCACCUCACCAUUCAUCUGAUUAUUCGAUCUUUAAUCUUCAUACAGUACAUGAAGAUCAAAGUCAUAUACAUGUGUUUUCAUGUCUGGCACGCAUGAUGAUAUGACAGCUGUGAUGGCAUUGGCUGGUUCUGUUCAAGAUACCUGUGCUGGCCACACCUGUGUUUCUGAUUAGCAAUGGUGCAACCCUUAACUCCUUCCCUCUUAUGUCUAUAACUAGAAAGACUUGUGCCAUCCCUACCGUGCCAUUGCACUGAUCAGUUUCCAUUUAUUUAUUUUUGUUGGCGGAGGGAUGGAUAAUGGGCGGGGCAUAAACGUCCAUCACUUGUGUGUUCCCUUCUUCCGUCUCCAACCACGAAAUUCACCCACAUAAAGCCUGAGCUUAACACCAUCAGUGCUCUCCUGUCCGAAAAAGGGGCUUGAAUGGGAAGUUGAUCUGUUAUGGUGCAUUUUAACUGGUCCAGAAUGUACAUCCAGAUGUCGAAUGUACUGUAAGAGGAACCCUUCAAACAGAAACAUGGAGAAGGAUCAAUGAAACUUUGACCCGCAUUUAAAGACGCCAAGACUGUCCCGAAUGUAUGUACGCACUCUAUCGUCCAUUAUGAGAUUCGCCACCGGAUUUUCUGCCCUUUGCCCUGCCAGAUAUAUCAUGCCUCGUAAAUCCUAGAUCUGCACUAGAAGCGGAAAAUGUUCCCCCACGGCCUUCGAGACGGGAUUGAUGACCAGAGAUUGAUGAGUGCAGCUCACAGGACACGGACCUCGCGAUGAAGCUGCGCUCGAGAUGAUAUAUACGGCGUAGAUUCAGAGAUAACCUUCCCCUUUCGCCCUCACCAUCAUGUACAAUCUCCCUCACGAUCAUUCCUCUAGCACCUCGUACGGGGCACAAAUUAUAUAUCGGAAGUGUAGUAACUUACAUAUAUUGUAUACAUGUAUGUGUGUUUUGAGCGUGUGCGUGAGUGCGCGUAACAUUUGGGAUGUGUAUGUGACGUCUGUCUUCUAAAUGUGCUAUUUUAAUCACCACUGAUGACUCAGAUGGAUACAGAAGUCUGUAACGCUUUUCAGUAACCCUUGGCCCCACCCCCUUCUCACUGAAGUACGUACUUGAAAACUACUUUGGAUGCGCGCGAAGUCUAACAGAAUACAGUAAUACAGUCACAGGCUCCGAGUGGUAAUCAGUCAAAGGACCAAAGUUUUCGGACGGUUCGUUUCAAUGAAGAACAUCUCACUUCGUCUUCACGUACUCUUGAGCCUUGGCCCCCCGUGGACUGACUGUUAGACUCAGCGUUUCUCCUGUUAGCGAUAGUUUCUGCGUCGAGGGCACACUCUCGAUCUUUCAUGACGGUUAGCCCUCCUCACUUGCUGUCACCGCUUUUGUCCAUGUACUGUUCAGUACUGCUCUUUUUCUGCUAGCAAUAAUGAACCAACGCAAGCCAUGAGUGAAGAGAGCUCUUCAAAGGGCUCGUCUUCUCUAAAGCAAAGCUGAGGAAGGGUUUCCAGACAACUUAGAGGGGAAAAAACAAACGUAUCUUAAAAAAGAAACCUAUGUUACUGAUGGUCAUAACUGUAUUCUAUUAAACCUGUGUUGAUGAGAAACCA
Molecule: messenger RNA, 7016 nt
Organism: Onychostoma macrolepis
Lineage: Eukaryota; Metazoa; Chordata; Actinopteri; Cypriniformes; Cyprinidae
Gene: ppm1e
Product: protein phosphatase, Mg2+/Mn2+ dependent, 1E
Exons: 7
Coding region: 151-2019 (622 amino acids)
Biological process (GO): negative regulation of protein kinase activity; protein dephosphorylation
Molecular function (GO): protein serine/threonine phosphatase activity; cation binding
Source: RefSeq, a predicted model, not a curated record